UGCACCAAUGUUAUUAUUAUUGAAAAAUUAUGGAUAGUCAUAAGAAUGGAGUAAUGCAUGGCAGGGUGUUAACGGUCUUGAAUACUUUGCGCGAUAUUUCAGAAGCUGUCACAGCAAGCGACGUGAUUUCUGCGCAAGAAACUAGGGUAGAAUUCCUGCUCUCUGCUAUCGAGUCAAGUGCUGCCGAGCUACACGAGCUUUUUGUUGGAAAAAUGGACGAGGACACCUCAAAAGACUCAGGCAACACCAGCUUUGGGGAGGACUCAAGAGAUGCCAGUAAAAAACUACUUUUAAGCAGUUCUCAUUGUAAUGACUCACAUGACCUGAUUGAGUUGAGUGAUGAUGAGUUUGAUCAAGCAAUGGCUGAGGUUGACAUUGAGGAAAUCUGCAAUCAAAGUCAAGCUGAAUCAGAGAUUUCAGAUACUGGCAACAAGGAUGUAGAUCAAUCAACAGAAUCAGAAGAUAUGGACGAAAUCAAACCAGAUGAUGACCACAUAGAUGUGCUGAAGAAAUAUUUUGGUCAUUCUAAGUUCAGACCUAUGCAGUGGAAGAUAAUAAAUGAAGUGCUUAAUUCUAAACGGGAUGUUUGUGUUGUAAUGGCAACAGGAUAUGGAAAGAGUUUAUGUUAUCAGUACCCCUCUUUGUACUCUGGAGGAACAACAGUUGUUAUAUCACCUCUAAUCUCACUUAUGGAGGAUCAAGUUACAAAACUGGGGCUUUACAACAUUGCAGCUUGUUAUCUUGGGUCUGCUCAAAGCAAUAAUGCUGAAGUAAAAGCUGGAGUUUUGAGGGGACAGUAUAGAGUGGUAUACUUGACUCCUGAAUAUGUUUCCUUAGAUAGUACAUUCCUAGCUGAAAUACAGAAGUCUGUAGGUUUAACACUAGUUGCAAUAGAUGAAGCACAUUGUGUUUCUCAGUGGGGCCAUGACUUUAGAUCCUCAUAUCGUUCACUUGGAUGUAUCAGGGAUAAACUUCCUACUGUACCCAUAGUUGCCUUGACAGCCACUGCUACUCCUGUUGUAAGAAGAGACAUAUGUCAAUCUUUGAAACUGAAAAAUGCUGCUUUUGUUUGCACUGGAUUUGAUAGGCCUAAUUUGUAUUUUGAAGUAUCCAGAAAAUCAGGUAGUAUCACAGAUGACUUUAGACCCCUCUUGAUCACAACAGCAGACAGAAGUAAGAUUGAGUACUCUUUUGAUGGUCCAACAAUCGUUUACUGUCCAACAAAGAAGGCAACAGAAACAGUUGUCAGUGAACUCCGUGGUCUUGGGGUGAGAUGUGAAUUUUAUCAUGCUGGCCUAAGCCCUGGGGAAAGAAAAAGAGUUCAUCACCUCUUUAUAAGAGACAACAUUCAGUGCAUUGUUGCAACAGUGGCCUUUGGAAUGGGAAUUGAUAAGCCAGACGUGAGAAAAAUAAUCCAUUAUGGAGCACCAAAGGAUAUCGAAUCUUAUUACCAAGAAAUGGGUCGAGCUGGUCGGGAUGGCCUUCCCAGUACAUGCCAUGUGUUUUAUAGCACAGCUGACUUUUCCCUUAACCGUCACUUGCUGAAUGAUGUCAAAGCACAGUCAUUCAAAGAACAUAAACUGAAAAUGCUAAACAAGCUUGAACAGUACUUAUCUACAACAGAAUGUAGGAGAAGAACAAUUUUAGCUUACUUUGAGAAUUCAGUUGACAAGAGCAUUGGUGGAAGAGAUGACUGCUGUGAUAACUGCCGAAUCAGGGCUCUUAACCCGCAUGUGAAAGAUGACAAGAGAGACUUUACAAAAGAAGCUAAACUGUUGCUCAAUGCUGUGAUGGUUGCAGGGAAUGGUUCCUAUGGUAUAUCAAUCCCUAUUUUAAUGCUACGGGGAUCAAAUAACCAAAGAGUUCCACAAUGGCUCACCCAGAAAAAAGAGUUUGGGACUGGCAAAAUUCAUCCAGAGAAGUGGUGGAAGAGCUUUGGCCGUCAGCUCAUGAGCUUGGACUUUCUUGAAGAAAAGACAAAUCCUGGUGGAUAUGGUUCUCUCACAGCCCUCUCUGCAAAGGGAGAGAACUGGCUGAGAGAAGCCAUGUGGAAUGAUUCUGUCAAAAUGGAGCUAAUUCCCAACCAGGAUCUGUUGGCAACAGAAAAACAACCUCAACCAACAACCAGAUACCCCUCAUCCUCUCCUACUGUUCCGUCUUCACCUACUUGGAAUGAGAAGCGUGUACCUCUGGCUAUGUUGCCUCAAGUAACACAACAAGAGCUCUUAGUGGACGAAAAAGAAUUAGAACUUCAAGGUUCUUUGUACACAACACUUAUAAAGCUCAGGGCAGAGCUCUCUCACUCGCUGGACUGUCCGCCCUACAUGAUCGCCACGAAUAAGAUUCUUCUGGACAUUGCCAAAUACAGGCCAUCCACCACUGAUAGCCUGCUCAGAGUGGAUGGCGUGUCCGAGAGACAAUGUGAACGAUUUGGAGAACAACUGGCCAACUGUGUGGCAAACUUCUGUGAGGAGAAUGAGCUUACUGCAGACAAGUUUAACGACAAAACUAAUUCUGUGCAUUCAACAACUAAAAUUAACUCGCAGACCUAUGUGGUAGAACCUGUGGGAAUACGUCGUCGUGAACUGAGCCAAACAGUGCUUUCCACCUUCAACAUGUUUCACGAAAAACAGAUGACCAUCAAAGAAGUGGCCAAAGCACGGAACUUGGUGGAGGGAACAAUUUUUGGCCACCUUGCGGAAGCUUUGAAGGCAAAUUACCCCGUGGACUAUAAGAGAGCGGGAAUCACUGAAGAAAUCCAAGAACUGGUAACAAAAACGAUCAGAUCGCCCCCAAUUAACUCAGACAUAAGCAAAUUAUCAGCCAUAAAAGAUCACUUACCUCCUCAUGUGUCCUAUGGCCAUAUUAAACUGGUCAUCGCCAUUUUGGAGCUGUCAUGUGGCGCGGUCUCUCAAGGCACCUCAGCGUUAACGAUGUGCCAGAGGUCCUUGGCAUCGGGCACCCAACUGAGAAAUACCCCAAGUGAGCCAACUACGCCUUCUCAGGAAACAACGAGAAAACUUCCAGGGUGGCUGUCUGGCAAGCCGGGAGGAAAGAGGAAAAACCCUUUUUGAAUGCAAACCUAAGGGCAUAAGGCUAUCUACUUGCGCUGUUUUCUAAAUAAGAUUCGUGCUCCAGUGGAAAUUACAGGGGCGUAGUUUCUUGUUAACGGUGGUAACUUUCUGCUUCUCCCCUGGUUAAAAAUUGUUUUUGUUAGGUUUUCCGUUGCACAUUUUUGCUUCGUAAAAUUCUGUGGCUUUACAUGUGCGCUGAAGAUAUCUCCUUUGAGGAUUGGUUUCAUUCCUACAAUAAAAUAACGACUAUGUGUUCGUCAAAGAGGAUUGUUUAGUUCAUGAGAGAAAAUACGGGUGUAUAACAUGUAAAUUAUUUGUCUAUCAAAGUGGGCAUGUAGCCAAUUGUGGAAAUAAACUGAUAUUUUAUGCUAA
Messenger RNA from Pocillopora damicornis (cauliflower coral), 3446 nucleotides. RefSeq names its product bifunctional 3'-5' exonuclease/ATP-dependent helicase WRN. The record is from RefSeq and is a predicted model, not a curated record. Gene Ontology annotation, molecular function: nucleic acid binding; 3'-5' DNA helicase activity; ATP binding. Gene Ontology annotation, cellular component: nucleoplasm; cytoplasm; chromosome. Gene Ontology annotation, biological process: telomere maintenance; double-strand break repair via homologous recombination; DNA replication. NCBI's taxonomy places the organism in Eukaryota, Metazoa, Cnidaria, Anthozoa, Scleractinia, Pocilloporidae.